UCAGAAGAGAGAGCACGGAUGUCAUGACGAGUGACUGCAGAGAAAUUUGGUUUAAUAUUUGAUAAAUUUGGAUUUCAACUACAAUAAGCUGAAACAAGCUAUGACAAUGAAAAUAUCUUUGAAAGUCAUCAUCUGCCUAAUGACAGCUAGUGUGCGGUUAUUGUCCGUGGCAGGAAAACAACCUGUCAACAUGAACUGUGAUAACGCACCAGUGACGCAGAGGGCUGAGGGAUGUGUUGGAGAUUCUGUUACCAUCAACUGCACAUAUCCAAGAGCAGACAAAAUCCAAGUCAAGUAUUUCUGCAAAGAAAACUGCAAAGAUGAAAACUCUACCUGCACAAAUGUGAUAUCAACAUACGCUUCCAGCCACACAAAACAAGAAAGGUUUUCUAUUACAGACCAUAAAGAGCACGGAGUCUACACUGUGGUCAUUUCUAUGCUGACCUGGGACGAUGCUGGAAGAUACUGGUGUGCUGUGAAAUCAGUUGAUGACAAUUCCAUUACACAUUUAUCUGUGAUCCAGCUCAGUGUUUGCAACUGGGAUGACAUCAAACUAACAGCAAAUAAGUAUACUGCUGGGGACUCUGUGCAAAUGAUGUGUCCCUAUUUAGCGAGCCAUGAGAACAAUACCAAAUACCUGUGCAAGGGGGAGAAUCCUUUCGACUGUCUGGAGUUAAUACAUACAACAGAAGGAGAGAGACAAAGGUCUAAAGACCGGUUUCUUAUACGGGACAACCAAAGAAAGAAGUACUUCUAUGUGCAAAUAUCCAAUCUGAGAACAGCCGACUCUGGAUUGUACUGGUGUGGCUCUGGUAAAAAAAGUGACCCUGCUGCAUACACCAAAAUCCAACUUACUGUAGAUCAAGGACACAUGAACACCAGAAAAGAAGAAACGACCAUCCCUCCUCCCCCUGCAGUUCCAGGUGCGAUUGGCGGUGUGUUGGCAUGUCUGGCGUUGAUAGUGAUAGUUGUACUUAUACUGUGCAGACACAAACUCUUCAGGACAAAAGUGUGUUGUGCCUCAGGGGGAUCAUCAGGGGAGAGCACAAACAUUGGACAAAACACAGAGGGAAAUCAUGGAGAUCACGAUUAUGAGGAGAUACAGGUACGGAACCAGGAGGCAAACUCAGGAGGCGCAGUGGCGUCCGUUUAUGCCAUUGCCAACCCUCCGCCAGAUCAGCUCCACUAUGCCAGCUUCAAUUUCCUGAAGGACUCUGUCACAGUUUCAACAGACAGCAGAGCACAACCUGACACAGAUCACAAUGACUCCUCUGCCUGUGACUACUCCUCCAUCAGUAGGACUCCUGUUCUCUAUCAAACCGUCACAAAGCCAAAGUAAAUGUAUGUUUACACUGAACUGAAACAUGCAGCGAAGGAUUCACUUUUUUUUUCUUAUGUAUAAAUAAGUUUUCAAUUUAUCACUUAGUUUGGUAACAUUUUUGACUGAGUGACUCUGCACACUUUAGAGUUUAGUUUAGUUUAGUUUGCAUUACGGUUGUGUAAGUAAUAACAUGACACUCUCAGCAAAACUGUGCUGACUGUUUAUAAGUUUAAUGCUGUACUUUACUUGAGGAGACACAGAAAUGUAAAGUGGUAUAACAUGAUCCCAAGGGAGUCACAAAAAUAACCACUGUAAGGGAAGUUAUUAGUUUCACACCUCAGCAGGUAACUCAGCUGAGUGAUACACUGACUGAUUAUUAGCAGCCUCAGUUUGAUCUAAACUCUAACAUAGGUCAAACUCAGGCUGUUCUUAAAUAACUAAUCAUUAAUUGUUAUGUAUAAUGAAAUUCUUUGUGGAUAUUGUUAUUUAGUUUCUGAUACUGGUAACGACUCACAAUAAAACCUUGUAAAGCCUUAUUGAAUAUAUUAGAAUAUAUUAUUAAUAGAUUUUACUUUUUCAAGUAUCUAGAGAGUAACUGAUUGAAUAAUAAAAAGUAGUGA
Molecule: messenger RNA, 1941 nt
Organism: Toxotes jaculatrix (banded archerfish)
Lineage: Eukaryota; Metazoa; Chordata; Actinopteri; Toxotidae
Product: CMRF35-like molecule 8
Exons: 8
Coding region: 101-1339 (412 amino acids)
Source: RefSeq, a predicted model, not a curated record